UUAUCACAACCAUGGCCGGCCCAGUGCCGCUUUUACUCUCGUUGAUAUCACUCAUGUACGUUAUGGUCAUCGUUUUCUUAGUGGUUAAUUUAUGAGAAAUCUAAUGCUAGACAAUUUUAUAUUUUUCAUAUUUGUGGUGCUUUAGUGUGCCUUUAUUUUUUAUUCAAUAAAAAAAAAAAAAUUCCUUAAACAUGGAUCUCCAAUUUGAAGAUUUGACUUACACGGUGAAACCACCUUUUUGGAGAAGAGGAGAGCCAACAAAAACUAUACUGAAAUCUGUCAGCGGGCGGUUUGCAGCUGGCGAAUUGGCAGCAAUCAUGGGGCCAUCAGGAGCCGGAAAGAGCAGUCUAUUAAACACAUUAUCCGGUUACAAUCAUAAAGGUGUACACGGAUCUUUAAAAGUUAACUCUCAAGUAAGGAAUGAAAAAUUAUUUCGUAAAAUGUCUUGCUAUAUUAUGCAAGAGGACAAAAUUCAACCUAUGUUGACACUGAAUGAAAUUAUGAUGUUCGCGGCAGAACUUAAACUCUCAAACAGUACUUUAACUAAAGAAAAACAAAUGAUAGUUUCCGAAAUUCAAAGUGUACUUGGUCUUUCAGAAGCGAAGAACACUAGAACAGAAUGCUUGUCGGGCGGUCAAAAAAAGCGACUUUCAAUCGCUCUUGAACUCAUUAAUAAUCCUCCUAUUAUUUUUCUAGAUGAACCUACCAGUGGGUUGGAUAAUGUCUCCACUACAUAUACUAUACAAUUGUUGCAUGGUUUGGCACAUCAAGGCCGUACAAUUGUGUGUACGAUACAUCAGCCAAGUGCCAGCCUGUUUCAGCUGUUCGAUCAUGUUUACGUCCUGUCCCAAGGGUACUGUGUGUACCAGGGCUCUACAGAUCAAUUGGUACCGUUCCUGUCCACUGUAGGACUACACUGUCCGCUAACAUACAAUCCAGCCGAUUUUAUUAUUGAACUGACAGACGGCGAAGAACCGCAAAACAUAUCAAAGCUAUCAGCGGCCACAAAUAACGGCAAAAUUUGCUUGUAUAAAAUGAAAAAAGAAAAAAAUGGCUGUUAUAAUCUAAUUAGUGGUAAUUUUUCGGAGCUCAAUGGUAAUAUCAGUUCUACGAAAUUACUUCCACUGCCAUCCAUCAAUUACAAGGAUAUAUCUGAAGAAGAAAAAAAUUCUAGAACGUGGUGUAUAGACUUCCCGACAUCGAGUUGGUCGCAGUUUUUGACCCUGUGGAAGCGAAUGGUUUUGCAACUUUAUAGAAACAAGGUUGGCUUAAACAUUCAAUUUUACCAUCAUCUCGUUUGCGGAUUAGCAGUGGGCAUAGUGUUUUUUGGUAUGGCCAACGAUGGUACUCAAUUUUUCAAUCACAUGAAGUUUUGUAUGGGAAACGUACUCUUCCAUGCCUUUACUCAAUCAAUGGUGCAAGUACUCGCCUUUCCGUCUGAAGUGAAGUUAUUAAAACAAGAAUACUUUAAUAGAUGGUAUGGUUUGAGACCAUAUUAUCUAGCACUUCAGCUUUCAAAAGUACCGUCUAUUAUACUCUUCAGUCAAAUAUACACUACGUGUGUAUAUUUUAUGUCAGGACUGCCUUUAGAAGGCAAAAGAUUUUUAGUGUUCAGCGUAAUCAGUUUACUCGUCGGUUUUGUAUCCGAAGGAAUGGGAUAUUUGGUCGCAUCUAUAUUCAACGUUACGAAUGGCAGUGCAGUUGGGCCAAUGAUCAUUGCUCCGUUCUUAGGGUUGGCAAUUUAUGGAUUUGACUUUGCACGUCAGGUACCGUGGAUAAUGGACCAAAUCAUGCAGGCCAGUUUUUUGAGGUGUGGUGUGAUUGGCCUAGUGCUUACAGUUUUCGGCAUGGGUCGUAAACCUCUAAACUGUGAAUCCGAGUAUUGUCACUUUAGAAACCCAAAAACUCUUUUAUAUUAUUUAAAUUUAAGUAGAGAUGAUCCUUUAUUUGAAAUUAUCAAGCUCGUCAUCAUUCUUCUUGUUUUUAGAGUAAUUACUUAUUUCACCCUUCGAUUAAGAGUCAAAACAUAAAAAUAACAAUAAUUAUUUUUUUAUAUACCUGUUAUGUAUACAUUUUUUCAAUAGCUAUUAUUAUUAAAUGUAUUUUCUAUAUUUUUUUUAUUUAUCGCAUUGAGUCCUCUAAUAUAAAAAAUUGACGAGUGAUCAACCUGACCUUAUAGUUAAGUUUUUUUUUUAAUAACAUUUUAAAUAAAUUAUUUUUUUGUGUACAUAUUUAAAAUAUUUUAUACAGAGAAUUAAAUAAGUUUUUUUCUCAAUAACCUUGUAUCAAAUUGAACUGAAUACAGUGAGAGGUUUUUGUUUAUAUUUUUAUAAUGUCUACUAAGUCAUUUAAUAUAAAUUAGUUA
Messenger RNA from Daktulosphaira vitifoliae (grape phylloxera), 2365 nucleotides. RefSeq names its product ATP-binding cassette subfamily G member 4. Gene Ontology annotation, cellular component: plasma membrane. The transcript has 10 exons. Lineage: Eukaryota; Metazoa; Arthropoda; Insecta; Hemiptera; Phylloxeridae. Gene Ontology annotation, molecular function: ATP binding; ABC-type transporter activity; ATP hydrolysis activity. The record is from RefSeq and is a predicted model, not a curated record. Bases 192 to 2030 code for a protein of 612 amino acids.